Molecule: messenger RNA, 2499 nt
Organism: Rhinolophus ferrumequinum (greater horseshoe bat)
Lineage: Eukaryota; Metazoa; Chordata; Mammalia; Chiroptera; Rhinolophidae
Gene: APLP1
Product: amyloid beta precursor like protein 1
Exons: 17
Coding region: 189-2147 (652 amino acids)
Biological process (GO): axonogenesis; central nervous system development
Cellular component (GO): Golgi apparatus; plasma membrane
Molecular function (GO): alpha-2C adrenergic receptor binding; heparin binding; alpha-2B adrenergic receptor binding
Source: RefSeq, a predicted model, not a curated record
AGAGCUGGCACGCUAUUGUCCUGGCCAGGAAGGCGGGGCCGGCGUGGGGCGGGGCUGGCGGCGCCGGCGCAGCCCGGGGGCGGAGGGAGGAGGAGGCGGUGGUGGUGGCGCUGGGAGCUCCUGUCACCGCUGGGGCCGGGCCGGGCAGGGCGGGAGUGCAAGGGACGUGAGGGCGCGACGGCCCAGACAUGGGGCACGCCAGUCCCGCCACGCGCGGUCUGGGCCGCCGCCGGGGCCCGCCGCCACUGCCGCUGUUGCUGCCACUAUUGCUGCUGCUUCUGCGCGCGCAGCUCGCCGUCGGGAGCCUGGCCGGUGGGAGCCCCGGCACGGCCGAGGCCCCGGGAUCCGCUCAAGUGGCUGGACUAUGUGGGCGCCUAACUCUUCAUCGGGACCUGCGCACCGGCCGCUGGGAACCAGACCCACAGCGCUCGCGACGCUGUCUUCGGGACCCGCAAAGCGCGCUGGAGUACUGCAGACAGAUGUAUCCGGAGCUGCAGAUUGCACGUGUGGAACAGGCGACACAGGCCAUCCCAAUGGAGCACUGGUGCGGGGGUGCCCGGGGUGGCCGCUGUGCCCACCCUCAUCACCAGGUUGUGCCUUUCCGCUGCCUGCCGGGUGAAUUCGUGAGCGAGGCCCUGCUGGUGCCCGAAGGCUGCCGGUUCUUGCACCAGGAGCGCAUGGACCAGUGUGAGAGUUCAACCCGAAGGCAUCAGGAAGCACAGGAGGCCUGCAACUCCCAGGGCCUCAUCCUGCAUGGCUCGGGCAUGCUUUUGCCCUGUGGCACGGAUCGGUUCCGAGGUGUGGAGUAUGUGUGCUGUCCCCCUCCUGUGACCCCCGACCCGUCUGGGACAGCAGUUGGUGACCCCUCCACCCGGUCCUGGCCCCUGGUGGGCAGAGUAGAGGGGGGUGAAGAUGAGGAAGAGGAAGAAUCCUUCCUACAGCCAAUAGACGAUUACUUCGUGGAGCCCCCACAAGCUGAAGAGGAAGAAGAGAAGGAAAGAGUCCCACCUUCAAGCUCCCACCCUCCUGCAGGGAUCAGCAAAGUGACUCCUACCCCAAGGCCCACAGAUGGUGUGGAUGUGUACUUCGGCAUGCCUGGAGAAAUCAGUGAACACGAGGGUUUCCUGCGGGCCAAGAUGGACCUGGAGGAGCGAAGGAUGCGCCAGAUUAAUGAGGUGAUGCGUGAAUGGGCCAUGGCUGACAACCAGUCCAAGAAUCUGCCUAAAGCCGACAGACAGGCCCUGAAUGAGCACUUCCAGUCCAUUCUGCAGACCUUGGAGGAACAAGUGUCUGGUGAGCGACAGCGCCUGGUGGAGACUCAUGCCACCCGAGUCAUCGCCCUUAUCAACGACCAGCGCCGGGCUGCCUUGGAAGGUUUCCUGGCAGCACUGCAGGGGGAUCCACCUCAGCCAGAGCGUGUCCUGCUGGCCCUGCGGCGCUACCUGCGUGCAGAGCAGAAGGAGCAAAGGCACACGCUGCGGCACUACCAGCACGUGGCUGCCGUGGAUCCUGAGAAGGCCCAGCAGAUGCGCUUCCAGGUGCAGACCCACCUCCAAGUAAUCGAGGAAAGGAUGAAUCAGAGUUUGGGGCUGCUUGACCAGAAUCCCCGCCUGGCUCAGGAGUUGUGGCCCCAGAUUCAAGAACUCCUCCACUCUGAACACCUGAGUCCCAGUGAGUUGGAAGCCCCUCCCCUUGGGGGCAGCAGUGAGGACAAGGGUGGGUUGCAGGCUCUGGAUGCCAAGGAUGACACCCCCAUGGCCCUUCCAAAAGGGUCCACAGAACAAGAUGCUGCACCCCGUGGGAAGGAGAAGCUGUCCCCCCUGGAACAGUAUGAAUGGAAGGUGAAUGUGUCUGCUCCGAGGGGUUUUCCUGUCCACUCAUCGGAGAUACAGAGAGAUGAGCUGGCACCAGCUGGGACAGGUGUGUCCCGAGAGGCCGUGUCUGGUCUGCUAAUCAUGGGAGCGGGUGGGGGCUCCCUAAUCGUCCUCUCCAUGCUGCUGUUGCGCAGGAAGAAGCCCUAUGGGGCUAUCAGCCAUGGAGUGGUGGAGGUGGACCCCAUGCUGACCCUGGAGGAGCAGCAGCUUCGUGAACUGCAGCGCCAUGGCUAUGAGAACCCCACUUACCGCUUCCUGGAGGAACGACCCUGAACCAGCCCCCUUCACCCCUCUGCUUGAACCCACACCUUCCCUCUUCCUGGAGCCCCAGAACCCCAACUCCCAUCCUGGGGAAAGGGUCUUGACAAAGUUCAUUUCACACCCUUGUGAGGGGGCUGGAAAUUCUUAUUCCCUUUCCAAUUCCCAAUCCCAUUCCUAAGAAAUCCCCAGGUAUUCCCAGCUGCCUCCCUGCUUGGGACCUCCUCACCUUAAUUUAUUUUGUAAGUUAAUUUAUUGUUCCUUACGGUGACCACCAGCUUGAUCUCAGUGUCUCUUGUUCCCUGAAAUGUAUCCUCCCACGUGUCCCCCUCUAACAUCCCAAUAAAGUCCUUUUCCCCACAUGGCC